This is a messenger RNA of Abrus precatorius (Indian licorice), 2465 nucleotides long. RefSeq names its product UV-stimulated scaffold protein A homolog. NCBI's taxonomy places the organism in Eukaryota, Viridiplantae, Streptophyta, Magnoliopsida, Fabales, Fabaceae. Gene Ontology annotation, molecular function: RNA polymerase II complex binding. Gene Ontology annotation, biological process: transcription-coupled nucleotide-excision repair; response to UV. The transcript is spliced from 2 exons. The record is from RefSeq and is a predicted model, not a curated record. The coding region runs from base 352 to 2076 and encodes 574 amino acids. Gene Ontology annotation, cellular component: chromosome.
UCGAGGCGUAGACGUAGCGCGCAAGCAAAUCGCCAGAAGGGGGAAAAUUGUGAGGGCGUUUUUCAAAAUCAGACAAACAAAACUGAGUUUGAGAUCAGGAUUUGAUGGGCAUGGAAGAAAGAGGGCAUGAAAAGGGAACAAAGGUGGGAGCUUUGAUAGAGAAGGCAACCAACUCCACCGCACCGGAGGUUAAUCCCCGCCUCCUCAAGGCCAUCAAGACGGUGGUCCGCUAUUCCGAUUCGGAGCUUCAAUUCGCUACCCAAACCCUAAUGGAUCUCAUGAAGCGUGACCACUCUCAGAUAUGAGUUGCAGGUUAGGUACCUUGCUCUUCUAAUAAUUGAUGAGCUCUUCAUGCGUUCCAAGCUUUUUAGGACUCUUCUUGUCGAGAACUUGGAUCAGUUACUGAGUUUGAGUGUUGGGUUCAGGCGGAAUUUGCCACUUCCUGCUCCUCCAGCUGUUGCAUCUGUUUUGCGUUCAAAGGCCAUUGAAUUCUUGGAAAAGUGGAAUGUGUCGUUUGGGGUUUAUUACAGACAGCUGAGAUUAGGUUAUGAUUACCUGAAGAAUACCCUCAGGCUUCAAUUUCCUAACAUACAAGCCAAUUUGGAGCGGAUUCAACAAGAGAGAAGGGAAAGGGAGAGGAGGUCAAAAGACAUUUUAUUGAGCAAGUAUGAAUCUUUGAAAGAAAAUUCAUCUUCAAUAAAGGGAGGAAUACUGUCUACGAUGGAUGAAAUUGAUGAGUGUUUGGACAUUUUGCAUUCAAAACAGGAGUCUGUGUCAGAUGAUAUCUUAGAUAAUGAAGAACAUGAUGAGUUUCGUUCCUUGGAGCUGCAGCAGAUUCGUCUUGAAUCUUUGAAAGAAGGGGAGAAAGUUUAUGAGAACAGUGACAACGAGGUAGUUUUUGAUGCAUUGAGGGAGCUGUACAAACUUCUGGUGACAAAGCAUUUCGUUUCCAUCCAAGAGUGGAUUUCUGUUCUAGUAAGAGUUGAUCUAGCUGACACUAGAUUCAGAGAUUCUGCUUUGAAAGAGUUCAUUGAUAUCCAAAAUCGUCUGAAAUCUGUUAAAAGUAAAUGUGAAGAGGCUGGUUGUUCUCUUCUAAACAAAUCAAAACUUGAUGAGGAAGAAGAUUUUUGGGAAGAGGGAACUGCUGUAUCUAUGGAAAUUCCAUCUAGUGUACUCAAUAAUAAACACAAACAUCUUGAUGUGGCAUCAACUUCCUGUAAAAUGAAUAAUGAUAAUCUUGGUUCAUGUAAUAAAGAAUCUAAUGGCUCUGAUACUGACAGCAUGCUUCAUCAAGGAAAUGAAGUUGAGUCAAAUUCUCUGAGGGGUAAACUAAUAGCUGAAGCUCCUGUGGUGAGAUGGGGUUCUCACUUGGAUGAUUGGGGUUCAAAGAGGAUUUUUAUGGCUAACCAGCGGGGCUUGGAGCUUGAAAGUCACUGGGGAAGGGUGGAGGAUGAUUUGGUUAUUCCUGCAGAUAAAAUUGCUGAAUUGAGUGUUCCAGCUAUGCCUUAUGAAGAAAAGAAAAUUGAGGUCCGACCAUGCAUGGCUCCUUUGAGGAAAGGGGGAUUUUGCCAGAGAAGAGAUCUGAAACUUUGCCCAUUUCAUGGACCUAUCAUUCCUCGGGAUGAUGAAGGGAGGCCACUCAAUCAGAGCUCUUCAGAAGACAUGAAUAUGGAUUUAAGGACUGAUUUAGUAGAGCAGUUAGCAAAACAAGCGGUCAAAAAUGUUCGUGAAAGAGAUCAAGAGAUGGCAAAGAGGAGAGAAAUUGAUAAACAGUCAUUGAAACGUGCAAAACUUGCUAAAAUUCGGGAACACAAUGAAGCAGUUUUACGGGAUGCUGCUAUCGCCUCAACUUCAAGAUCAGCCACACUUGGAGAAGAUGGGGAGGUAACUAAUGAAGAUAAACUGUCUGCCAGAGACAAGAAACGAGGUCUUGCAUCCAUGCUGCGAAAGAAAGUAACACCAAAAGAUAGAAUAGCUCAAAAACUUUUAAGUUCACAGGCAAGGGUUACUGCAGGUAUUCAGCAUAUGUCAUGUCAGGAUGCCAAAUACAGAGAAGCCUUCCCAAAUCAAUGGUAAACUGAUAUAAUUUUUUGUUGAGCUCGUCUGAUUACUCGAAAGUCUGAACCAAACAUUCCAGAAUUUUGGGUUAAACCUUGUCUGUCAGACAUGAGGCUGAUUAGUUAAAUUGAGGGGGAAAAUAACUAUUCAAUACUCAUCUAUUCAUUUAUUUUUCCGAAUAGUUAUUUCUUUGUAGGCACUAUGUAGACUCAUAAGGAGCAGCUGGGCCGUAAAGUAUGAUGGGAAGUAGCUGUCCAGUUUGUGUUUUUUACUUUACUAUUUAUUUGCCACAUCUUUUUGUAAGAUCAUUCAGCAUAUGGAAUUUGGAUAUUGUCAUGAUAUUAACUUACAAGAUGCAGUAAUGUUGGAGAGCCAAAGUAAAGAAUAACUAUCAAUCUUCCUACUUU